AUGGCCAUGGACGAAUCCACACCAAUCUCCAAUGGUCGAUCGCAUUCAUACCAUGCUGUCAGCCAAGACACAUCUCCAGACGACCCUACAGACGAAUGGCGAGUAGAAAUCGACGUCAAAGGACAAAUCGACACGGGCAAUGUGGACGAACGAGGGUUCUCGUGGACCAAACUUAUGCAAUACACAGGCCCAGGAUGGUUGAUGUCCGUUGCUUAUCUGGAUCCAGGAAACCUUGAGAGCGACCUGCAGUCGGGUGCACUUGCAGGGUACAAGUUGUUAUGGCUACUUUUUUGGGUACAUGCUGCAGGUCUGAUGAUUCAGAUUCUCUCGGCCAGAUUGGGUGUCGUCACGAAUCGACAUCUUGCACAGCUGAUUAAUCAGACAUACUCUCGACCCUUAUCAUUAGCCAUUUGGGCAUUUUCACAACUUGCCGUGAUCGGAUCAGACAUUCAAGAAAUCAUUGGAACAGCGAUUGCACUAAAGAUUAUCUUUGGUUUCUCACUUUGGAUCGGCGUCAUGAUUACAGCCACAGAUACCUUCAUUUUCAUGUUUCUCCAACAAUAUGGCGUACGCAAAAUUGAAGCAUUCCUUAUUACAUUGAUUGUCGUCAUGAUUGGAUGCUUUUGGGUGGAGAUGUUCUUAUCAAAACCUCAAUUCGGCGACCUCAUCGAAGGCAUCAUUGUUCCCGAGAUUCCAAAGCAAGCCGUGGUCCAAGCUGUGGGUACAAUCGGUGCAGUCAUUAUGCCACACAAUUUAUACUUGCAUAGUGCCUUGGUGAUGUCGAGAAAUUUGGGUGCCAAUCCAUCCGUGCGUAAGCUUAAGGAGGCCAAUUUCUACUUUGGAAUCGAAUCAGCCAUUGCAUUGUUCACCUCAUUUUUGAUCAACAUGGCGAUCGUGGUGGUCUUUGCUCAAGUGUUUUAUCAACCCGGUCAAAUUGUCCAAUCACUUCCUGGGUUAUAUGAUGCAUCCAAUGUCCUCAACAAGACGCUUGGCCAUUACGCAAAGUAUUUAUGGGCAGCAGGUCUGCUUGCAGCUGGUCAAAGUUCGACCAUGACUGGUACCUUGGCGGGUCAAUAUGUCGUCGAAGGGUUCUUUGGAGCCAUCUUUAAAAAGGAAUGGCAUCGAGUGGCUCUCACAAGAAUGAUUUCACUGGUACCAAGCAUGUCAGUGGCCGUACUUGCUGUUGAACGUUUUGAUACGAUGGGCGAGAUUCUCAAUGUACUUCAAAGUCUUUGCUUGCCGAUUGUCCUUGUUCCCAUUCUCAAGCUUACAUCAUCCACGUCUAUCAUGACCGGUCAAUUCAGAAGCAGCAGAGCUGGACGCAUUUUGGCAUGGCUUAUAUCAUGGGUGGUCAUUGGUUUCAAUGUCUAUCUCUUUGGAAUGUUCUUGGAUGAUUUCAAUUGGUCAUGGUGGAUGGUCACCUUAACCGGUAUCUACAUGAUGUUCGUUAGCUAUCUCAUUUACACUCCUUUAGAUCUUUCCAAAUGA
Molecule: messenger RNA, 1488 nt
Organism: Lichtheimia ornata
Lineage: Eukaryota; Fungi; Mucoromycota; Mucoromycetes; Mucorales; Lichtheimiaceae
Exons: 7
Coding region: 1-1488 (495 amino acids)
Biological process (GO): metal ion transport
Cellular component (GO): membrane
Molecular function (GO): manganese ion transmembrane transporter activity; cadmium ion transmembrane transporter activity
Source: RefSeq, a predicted model, not a curated record